AUGCUCGUCAACGGAGUCGAAACCGUUCCCAUUGCAAGUUCGGAACCCGCAACAGUAGUUGAAGACGUGUUGUCUCACAGACACAGAGUCACAGAUACAACGCUCGCUCUGGCUCCCCCCAGAGGAGAACGCAGGCGUCCAUACCACUCAGAUCAGGAUCGUAUGCUCGUCAACGGAGUCGAAACCGUUCCCAUUGCAAGUUCGGAACCCGCAACAGUAGUUGAAGAUGUCUUUAAUGUAAUUCAAAUGCUCAGCAUCUUUCUUAAGUUGCUCAUCUGGACUCGUCGUUCUUCGGUACCUCAAAAAAGUCUCGAGACUUGGAGUAUUUUCACUCCAGUAUUCUGCAUCAAAACGCAACGUAAAGGUCAGUAG
This is a messenger RNA of Funneliformis caledonium, 372 nucleotides long. NCBI's taxonomy places the organism in Eukaryota, Fungi, Glomeromycota, Glomeromycetes, Glomerales, Glomeraceae. The record is from the annotation of a GenBank genome assembly.